UUGUAUGUUCCGGUUGAGUGAUUAUGUUAAUUUUGUGUUAGAGAUUUUCCUGGUUUGCCGUGCGUCGUGUGAGAACAGUGGAUAAGGCUUUAGGAGUAACACCGAGUGCUUAAGGUUGCAGCCAUGGCGAUACCAGGUGUAUUGCCUCUAUUCGUCCUCUCGGUACUCCUCAGCCGGACCGUUCUCCUCAAUGCUGUUCCAUUUACAACCGAUAAGGCCGCUACAGCUGAUGUGGCCGCUACAACCGCUACGGCCGAUGUGGCCGCUACAACUGUUGACAUCAAACCCACCAUUACUUACAACUACACUAAUGACGUCAAAGAUGCUUUUAGAAUUGCAUUGGCACAAUUGCACAAUAAUAUUGGAAAAACUGCAAACAAAGACAUGACAGCCACUAUGAGACCCGAUUUCCAUACGCUGUGUCCUGUCCCGAGAAGGGAAUCCGAGACUCAAGCAGAUUUCAAGGUGGCGGCACUUGGCCUUGACGCCAUUCAACAAUUAAGUAAAAGUGUUGGGAUUUCGGCUGAGGAUAUUCUCAAAUCAGAACAGUGGCGAGAUUCGCUGGGAGUGGAGUUCCGAAAGUAUUGUGAUGAGAAAGCGUCUCACUUUCACUGUGAUCCCAGGUCCCCUUACAGGACGAUUGAUGGCUCAUGCAACAACAUAGGACAUCCGGCUUGGGGUAUGACGGGAAUGCCCCAAAAGAGAUUCCUUUCUCCAGCGUACGAUGACGGUUUCAAUUCCCCUAGGUCACGUGCCGAGGAUGGCACGCCCCUCCCUAGCCCCCGGGACAUCAGUAACAUUCUCCAUCAGUCCACUGGGAAUCAGACGUACGAGUCCAAACUGACCGUGAUGCUGAUGACCUGGGGUCAGUUUAUCAACCAUGAUAUUGUUGGUACUCCACUCAUCAAAGACGAUAACGGCAAUUCACUCGAUUGCUGUGGACGAGACAGUACCAACCCCGCCUGUUUACCUAUCGACAUACCCUUAGACGACUCCUACUUCCAGUCUUCCUCCUGUAUGAACUUUGUCCGGGCGGCCCCGGGCGCGGGACCAGAGUGCUCUAUUGGUGAGAGACGCCCAAUAAACAAGGUCACUUCAUACCUCGAUGGCUCUGCAAUUUACGGGUCGACCCAGGCAGAGGAAAGUCGCUUACGUAAAAUGGAAUAUGGUCUCCUACGAGAAGGCCACCACGGCCUUCUUCCUCCAGCCGGAAAUGACAACUGUAUUCUGCAGAGGAAAGGACAACAAUGCCAAAUGGCAGGUGAUGAGCGUUCGAAUUUAGUGGCCUCCAUUGGUGCCUUACAUACUCUGCUCAUGCGCGAGCACAACCGAAUUGCUCUGAAGCUGCACGAGAUCAAUCCGAUGUGGGAUGACGAAAAACUCUAUCAAGAAACGAGAAAGAUCGUCGCCGCUAUCAUCCAACACAUCACAUACAACGAAUACCUGCCUUUGAUUAUAGGAAAACCCUUGGUUAACUAUUAUAACCUUGACGAUACAGAAUUUGGACACAUCGUGUCCUACAAGGACUACGUUGACGGGGGUGUCGCCACAGGCUUUGCAGCUGCAGCAUUCAGAUUUGGACACUCUCAAAUCCCUAAAAAACAAACGUACAUUGGACCUAAGUUUGAAAAGAAGAAGGGUGUGGUCAUUGAAAAGACCUUCCACAAGCCAUACUACCUACAAAGAAGCAAGCAUUUUGGUUACGAGGGAAUUCUUAGGUGGCUGAUCACGGAUCCGAGUCCCAUGGCCGAUAGGUACAUUGAAGAUGGCGUCCGCGAUAAACUUUUCAUGUUACAAAAUAUCAGCCUGGAUUUGGCUUCAAUCAAUAUUCAGAGAGGACGUGAACAGGGACUGCCAUCUUAUAACACUUGGCGGAAGUGGUGCGGAUUGUCGGAAGUGACGUCAUUCGAAGUCAAGCGAAAUGGUGGCUUAGCAGAUCAUGACAACGAAACAGCAGCCGUAUUGAGCGAAUUGUACAGAAGCCCCAAUGAUAUCGACUUAUAUUCUGGUGGAGUAUCGGAGGUCCAUGUUGACGGUGGAAGUGUUGGACCAACAUUUGCAUGUAUCAUUUCACGACAGUUCAGUGCAUUGAGGGUGGGAGACCGCUACUGGUACGAAAAUAACGACACAACGACAGGGUUCACAUCGGGCCAGCUGGAUUCUAUUAAGAAAAUAGAGUUAUCAAAGUUGAUUUGUGAAAAUAUGGACAUCCCGGAUAUCCAACGAACAGCCUUCCUCACACCUAAAAUAAGUGGGAGACACACACGCCAUAUUCCAUGUUCUUUCCUUCCCGACUUAAAGUUCAAAGAAUGGCUCGAUAGGACACCAAAGUGGGCUGGAAAACAAACGCCACUGCCGUCAUCAGCACCCCCAACUGCUGAAGCUACGCUUGCUGCCGAAAAGCCAACUGUUCCGUCAAAAACAGUUAACACUGUUACCGAUGUUAAACCAACCGCAGAAAUUGUAGCCGACAAAACCACAGCAGUAGCUGCCUAACAGCCAUCUCGCCAAGUUAUUCGCUCUUUGAUUUUAAUGGUAGACACUUGGUAAUAAAAUAAUAUGUUGUUUAU
This is a messenger RNA of Pecten maximus, 2570 nucleotides long. RefSeq names its product chorion peroxidase-like. The record is from RefSeq and is a predicted model, not a curated record. Gene Ontology annotation, molecular function: heme binding; peroxidase activity. Gene Ontology annotation, biological process: response to oxidative stress. The transcript has 14 exons. The coding region runs from base 124 to 2496 and encodes 790 amino acids. NCBI's taxonomy places the organism in Eukaryota, Metazoa, Mollusca, Bivalvia, Pectinida, Pectinidae.